CACACACACGUAUAUAUACACACAGACACACUCUCUUUCUCUCUCCCUCUCUCUCUCUCUCUCUCUCUCUCGGUACUUGAUUUCCUUUGGUGCUACACAUUUUACUGAAACACCCCGGCGGAUUUAACCGUAGAGGAAUAAAGACUUGAAACAACACAAAUAAGAAGAUACGGUGGUAGCGCAAAGAAGGUUACAGAAUCAUGGCACCAAAUCCUGUCAUUCAAGCCAUUAUUGAUUUAUCAGCCGGAGCAUGUGGUGGAAUAGCAUGUGUGCUGUGUGGCCAGCCGUUCGAUACCGCCAAGGUGAAGAUGCAGACCUUUCCCGGGAUGUAUCGUGGCUUUGUGCACUGCUUUGUGUCCAUUUCAAAGCAGGUGGGGUUGCGUGGUCUAUAUCAUGGCACUACCCCAGCUCUGAUGGCCAACAUUGCUGAGAAUGCAGUUCUCUUCAUGAGCUAUGGCUUCUGCCAGGAUGUUGUGCGCUUUGUGGUCGGCCUGGACAGAGGAACAGAGCUCAGUGAUGUUCAGAAGGCUUGCUCUGGCUCUGUGGCCUCCAUCUUCUCCUCACUGGCUUUGUGUCCCACUGAACUAGUGAAGUGUCGUCUGCAGGCAAUGCAUGAAAUGGAGGCAUCCGGCAAGAUCGCAGGUGGAGAAAAGAGCACUGUGUGGUCUGUAGUUAGGCAUGUGCUAAAGACAAACGGUCCUCUGGGUUUUUAUCAAGGCCUGACCACUACCAUAGUCCGGGAGAUUCCUGGCUAUUUCUGCUUCUUUGGAGGCUAUGAGCUGAGCCGUUCUGUUUUUGCCCGCACUAUGGGCAGGAGUAAAGAAGACAUAGGCAUCGUGCCCCUGAUGUUUAGCGGUGGGUUUGGAGGAGCCCUUCUCUGGCUAGUUGUCUAUCCGAUAGACUGUGUGAAAUCCCGCAUUCAAGUUCUCUCCCUGGCUGGAAGACAAGAAGGAUUUAUAAAGACAUUCCUUGGCAUCGUACGCAAUGAAGGAGUGCGACCUCUGUACUCAGGUCUAACCCCAACUAUGAUCCGCACAUUCCCUGCCAACGGUGCACUCUUUCUAGCCUACGAAUUUAGCCGCAAGACGAUGAUGAAACAGUUUGAUGUGUGACGCAAGGAUUUGUGAUCCAUUUUAAACAUUCUGUGCUUUCUGCACAUUAGGGGUGUCUUCAUAAUAUAUAUAAGAUUAUUCUAAAUAACUCUAAUGCUGCCUGUUAUUUUUAAAUUUUAUUUUAUUUUUUAUGUUGGUAUGAAAAGUAGUCAUAUAAGUUCCUACCUUCCACACUGGCUGAUCCAUGUCAUUUUAUUUACCAGCCCAUUAAAUCUUUAGAUGGAAAAAAUACUUUCCUAGAAGCAUAAAUAAAUCUGUUUCCUUCCCAUAAGGUAUUUUACCAUGUAAGUUUAAUUUGCAUCUGAAAAACCAGAUGCUUUUCCCUUAUUAUAUAAUUUAGGUUCUUGGUUGUCACACAGUUCUUUACACAGUCUCAUAUAAACAGUAUACUUUUAAGAAACCAUUUCUGAGACAGUAAUAGUUUUGUAGUGUAUGACAAUAUUAUAUCUAAAAUAGAAAUGCAAAUGUAAACACACACACACACAUCUUGUAUUAUUUUAAGUAACUGACUGACAAAUUAUAACCUGUUUUGUGACUAAAGCAUACAUUUCUCCUACAAUUAUAACACAUUUUUAUGUACUUGAGCUGUGUGACUGUGAGUGCUGACAUUGUUAGCCAGUUCAACUACUAGGUGCAGAGCAACACUUAAACACAUCUACAGUAUUUAAUUGCAGUGAACACGUUAAAAUGUGAUAUUUCUCUAUUAUAGAGUUUUCCAGGAAACUUGUCAGAAACUGUCCUAUAUACGAUACCUCUUCAAAUUGGACAAAGCCUCCCUUUUCGAUCAUUUUUCUGGAUUUGUAGGCAGGACUUUUGUGUUUUUAGGUUUGCCUGAAGUUAAUCAUCUGGCAGACCAACGUUAAAGUAGUUUAGUUUAUAUUUUCAUUCCAGUACAGUUUGAGAGAGAGAGAGUCAGAGAGGACCAGCGCACAUCCAAAGUCAAUAUAUACACUAUGAUAUAAAAGGAUUGUACUACAUGGACUACUUUACAGUUACAACUUAUUUAAAGAAGUGUCAUGUUGUUACCAUCAGUGGAAGAGAUUUUAAAUCAUCAGUGUUUAUCUUGUAAACUGCUGUGUGCCUUUUUUGUUGGGGUUUGGGGGGACAAUGCACAUGACAUAUUUUAAUUUAUCAUUUAACUAUACCGUAAAAAGUAGCAUGUUUACACCGAUCAGGCAUAACAAUAUGACCACCUGCCUAAUAUUCUGUUGGUCCCCUUUUUGCUGCCAAAAUAGCACUGACCUGACGAGGCAUGGACUCCACUAGAUCCCUGAAGGUGUGCUGUGGUAUCUGGCACCAAGAUGUUAGCAGCAGAUCUAGAAUGGAUUUUGAACUACUACUACUAUUAAUAAUAAUAAUAAUAAGAAGAAGAAGACAAAAUGUUUUAAAUUUGUUACAUCAAAGUCUAAGAAUUACUAUAGAUCACACACAAAUUAUAUAUGGCUGACCCUGUGCUCUGACCCCAACCUCCAAGGAUGGGAUACGCGAAGAAAGAAUUUCACUGUGCUGUAAUGUAUAUGUGACAAAUAAAGGCUGUUUUGUUUCA
Molecule: messenger RNA, 2658 nt
Organism: Hemibagrus wyckioides
Lineage: Eukaryota; Metazoa; Chordata; Actinopteri; Siluriformes; Bagridae
Gene: slc25a15a
Product: solute carrier family 25 member 15a
Exons: 7
Coding region: 201-1112 (303 amino acids)
Biological process (GO): mitochondrial L-ornithine transmembrane transport
Molecular function (GO): L-ornithine transmembrane transporter activity
Source: RefSeq, a predicted model, not a curated record